CGUCUUCACACAACCUGCCAUAACCGACAACGUCGACCUCAAGACCACCUCCUCAACUCGAGAUUCCUGAACAAGUGCAUUUUCAAUUCGCGUUCCAGCGUCGGAGUUUCCUUGAAUUGUAGAAAACAUUCCAUGAUGAAUUCUGUGAUAGUGUUCAGUUUUGUUCUACUCGUAGUUUGUAGCGACGUGUUGAGUACUCCGAAGGCUGCUUUUUAUAUUGACAAUGGGCUAGAUCAGACGGCUAUCGAUAGAGAGAUGACAAAAACAGAAAAACGCGAAAUGGAAUUGGAGAUUUUGAAUUUGCUGGGGUUGCCGAGUAGGCCGAAAAGGGUGACAAAAUCGUUGAAAAAAUCGGCGCCGAAAUUUCUUUUGGAUAUUUACAAGUCAUUUAUGGAGGAGGACAGCGAUGACAGGCAUUCUAGGAGAGAAAGAAGUGCGGAUUUGAAUCUAAGCGGAGAAGAACAAAUCGCGAUUGAUGCGAGCGAUGUGAUCAUGACGUUCGAGAGCAUAAAUCAUCACGUAAGCAGUGUUCGGCAUGAAAGGGGAAAACGGCUUUGGUUUAACGUUUCUGAAAUGCCUGUUGCGGAGGAUGUGUUAGGCGCCGAACUAAGGAUUUUUCAAAAAGAUACAAAUUCACCGAGGAGGGCCAAUAUUGUCUACACUGUUACUGUUUAUGACUUGAUUAACACUAAUUCAGGGGAAAGCGAACUGGAAUAUAUUUCUGCAGUUAAUACCACUGGUAGCUUCACUGGGUGGUUGGGUUUGAAUCUGACCGCUUGUCUGCCUACGUGGGUGGCAUUCCCGGAUUCCAAUAAGGGCCUUUACCUGUCGGUACAUCCGGUCGAUAAACCAGGGCGGGAGAUAAGACCAGAAGACAUUGGUUUAACCACCGUCAAGGGAGAAGAUGAAACUCAGCCUUUCAUUGUGGCCUUUCUCAAGGCCACAGAUUACGUUGAGCCACCAAAAAGAAGAGCACGUGAUGUCAGCUCCAAACGUCGAGUGAAAAAAUCGGACUAUGCUUCGAUUAUGAGUGCACCUGGCACGUCGAGGAUUUGUAAAAUGCACACCUUGUAUAUAAGCUUCAAAGAUUUACAGUGGCAGGACUGGAUCAUUGCUCCGGAUGGCUACUCCGCCUACUACUGCUACGGAGAAUGCAAUUUUCCGCUAAAUUCUCAUAUGAAUGCUACUAACCAUGCUAUCGUUCAGACUUUGGUCCACUUGAUGAACCCAAUUAGGUACCCAAAACCCUACUGUGCACCAACGAAGCUAUCACCAAUAUCGGUACUAUUUUUCCUGGAUGAUACCAACGUUGUUCUGAAGAAAUAUAAGAAAAUGUCGGUUAAGAGCUGUGGAUGUCACUGAGCAGUUCUGUACAUAUUUUGGGAGUUUACCAUAGUUUUAAGUACUUGAACAGACUGUUUCGCCAUGCGAUUGUUUUGUAUAUAACUGUAGUUGUAAUUUUGAGCUGCAAAUAAAGUUUGUUUUUUAUUUA
Molecule: messenger RNA, 1492 nt
Organism: Zophobas morio
Lineage: Eukaryota; Metazoa; Arthropoda; Insecta; Coleoptera; Tenebrionidae
Gene: gbb
Product: protein 60A
Exons: 5
Coding region: 133-1362 (409 amino acids)
Cellular component (GO): extracellular region
Molecular function (GO): cytokine activity; growth factor activity
Source: RefSeq, a predicted model, not a curated record